This is a messenger RNA of Parnassius mnemosyne (clouded apollo), 528 nucleotides long. The record is from the annotation of a GenBank genome assembly. NCBI's taxonomy places the organism in Eukaryota, Metazoa, Arthropoda, Insecta, Lepidoptera, Papilionidae.
CUGCAUAUAAUUUUUUGUGUUUUAGGGUAUCAAUUCUUCAUGUGCCAAGGCAUCCUAGUGCUUUCUAAGUACAACAGCUGGUCUUUUUUCAUAAAAAGACAGUAUCGACUACAAUUCCAUUGGAUGUUUCAAGCAUUGGCUUUGAUCUUCAUAAUUACUGGGACCAUAAUAAUGAUUAUAGAAAUGAAUCAAAACUUUAAUACAGCUCAUGGUAUAUUAGCACUUUGCGCACUCAUUCUGAGUACAUUGAGUGUGCUUAAUGGAUUCGUAGUACAGAAUGCUAAAAAAUUAAGUACUUCAGUGAACACUAUAAUAUUUAUUAAAAUCACACACUACCUUACUGGCAUCGCGACUUUGUUUUGUGCCGCUGCAAGCUUGUGCUAUGGCUUUGACAAACGCUCGUUUAGAGUUUGGAUCGGAAACGACGCUGCUAUUCAUGCUCUAAUGGCAAUCACAUGGGUGUUUACUAUUUCGGUGUCUUUGAACUUUUGGAUUACUUCUAUGUCUAGAUUACAACAUUUACUUUAA